Molecule: messenger RNA, 642 nt
Organism: Thelazia callipaeda (thelaziosis nematode)
Lineage: Eukaryota; Metazoa; Nematoda; Chromadorea; Rhabditida; Thelaziidae
Source: the annotation of a GenBank genome assembly
AUGAAUAUAUUUCGGCUAGCCGCGGACCUGGCACAUUUAGUUGCCAUCUAUAUUUUAGCAUUUAAAAUGUGGAGUACACGAUCAGUUGCGGGAAUAUCAGGGAGGUCCCAACUUUUAUUUACAGCUGUUUAUACUUCUCGAUAUUUGGAUCUUUUUACUAAUUUUCUUUCUAUCUACAAUUCAGCUAUGAAGAUUUUCUUUUUAAUCUCAUCAUUUGGAACAUUGUAUUUGAUGUGGUUUAAAUUCAAAGCAACUUAUGAUCGAAAUCACGAUACAUUUCGUAUUGAAUUUUUGGUGAUUCCUUGUGCAAUAUUAGCUUUGCUCAUCAAUCACGACUUUACUGUCAUGGAAAUUUUAUGGACUUUCUCCAUUUAUUUGGAGUCCGUUGCCAUUAUGCCACAACUUUUUAUGCUUUCUCGUACUGGAAGCGCUGAAACGAUUACUGCACAUUAUUUGUUCGCUCUGGGAUCUUAUCGCGCACUAUAUAUAUUGAAUUGGAUUUAUCGUUACUAUGCAGAAGGCUUUUUCGAUCCCAUAUCUGUCAUAUCUGGUGUUGUUCAAACUGUUUUGUACGCAGAUUUCUUCUAUCUUUAUAUCACACGCGUGCUGCGCCAGAAGCGUGGUUUGCAACUGUCGGCAUAA